AUGAUGAUGAUGGUAGGUGGUGGUGGGUUUAGGAGGACGUCAUCAUUGAGUGAUGCAUCCGUGGCAGUAUCAGAAACAACAUCUUUUAGCGACAUGCUUAGAAGCAAUAAUAAUAGUAAUAAUAAUCAUCUUAUUAGGAAGCCACCCUCACCAGAUCUAGAGGGUGCAGCAGAGGGACACAAUAGCAAAACUGUGGUGGUGGUGGUGGUGGGAAAAAGAAAGGCAAAAAGGGGAGAAAAAGCACGAAUGCAAGUAGAAGCCAAGGCAGCUGAAGAUGCUCGGAGGCGAGUGGAGGAGGAAGCUACUGCAGAAGCAAAACGGAAAAGAGACCUGGAGAGGGAAUCAACCAGACAAGCAUUAUUGAAGGAAGAAGGGGCUCAUUCUCUUAGGGGAUCUGUAUCAUCAUACAGGGUUUCAUUGAUGCUUAUCACAUGUAUGGAGAGAUCUGAGAGGGAGAUUAGAGAAUCUAAACUCCAAGAACUAAUAAACAAACAUUUUGCAGCAAGUUCAGUUCCAAAAGGCAUCCAUUGUCUCUCUUUGAGAUUAACCGAUGAAUACUCAUCUAAUGCCCAUGCACGCCGCCAGUUGCCCUCACCGGAGUUUCUCCCUGUUCUUUCUGACAACUCAUAUUACCAUUUUAUCCUUUCAACUGACAACAUCUUUGCAGCUAUUGUUGUGGUCACUUCUACAGUCCAGUCAUCUCUAACACCUGAGAAGAUUGUUUUCCAUGUCAUCACUGAUAAGAAAACAUACGCAGGCAUGCACUCAUGGUUUGCCUUAAACCCCAUCUCACCUGCCAUUAUUGAAGUCAAAGGUGUUCAUCAGUUUGACUGGUUGACCCGAGACAAUGUUCCUGUUCUUGAAGCCGUUGAAAAUCAUAAUGGAAUUCGUAAUUACUACCAUGGAAAUCAUAUAUCAGACACUAAUGUUGGUGAUACUGUUACUCCAAGAUCAUUUGCCUCAUAA
Molecule: messenger RNA, 966 nt
Organism: Lactuca sativa (garden lettuce)
Lineage: Eukaryota; Viridiplantae; Streptophyta; Magnoliopsida; Asterales; Asteraceae
Source: RefSeq, a predicted model, not a curated record